This is a messenger RNA of Aspergillus nomiae NRRL 13137, 1965 nucleotides long. RefSeq names its product putative long-chain fatty acid transporter. Gene Ontology annotation, molecular function: long-chain fatty acid transmembrane transporter activity; long-chain fatty acid-CoA ligase activity. The coding region runs from base 1 to 1965 and encodes 654 amino acids. The transcript is spliced from 3 exons. NCBI's taxonomy places the organism in Eukaryota, Fungi, Ascomycota, Eurotiomycetes, Eurotiales, Aspergillaceae. The record is from RefSeq and is a predicted model, not a curated record.
AUGUCUAUCCCUUUACCUGAUCUGCCCCUUUCUAUCGCUACGCCUGCUCUUGCCACCACACUCGCAUACCUGAACGCGAAAUACUCACUGUUCUAUGAUGUGACAUUAAUCGGGGGCUUGAUCAAGUCCAUUUUUAAGUCUCGCUUGGCCGAGCGUCGUGACCAUCUAAACCUCUUCUAUGUACUGGAGCAGCAUGCCCUGGCCCCGGCGACCAAGGACAACCAGUUCAUUGUCUACAACGGCCGUGCCUGGACCUUUCAUGAAACCUACGUCAUGGCGUUGCGGUAUGGCGCCUGGCUUAAGAAAGUUCACGGAAUCAAGCCUAAGGAAAUCGUAGCGAUGGAUUUUAUGAAUUCUUCGACCUUUGUAUUCCUCCUUCUGGGACUCUGGAGUAUCGGUGCCGUGCCCGCGUUUAUCAACUACAACUUGGCAGGGAAACCCCUGACACACUGCAUCAGAACAUCGACCGCUAGAUUAUUGGUGGUUGACGAGGAAAUCCGUGAGCAAUUUACGCCUGAGCUGAUGGAGACGCUGGGUUCACCGGAGUUCCGGGAAGGUGGUGGGUCGGUCGAGGUGGUCUUUUUCACGCCCGAAGUGGAAUCCCAAAUCGUGCAGAUGGAGGCCACGCGCGAAGAUGACAGCGUCCGAAAUGGCCCUGUCCUCCGUGACUUGGCUUUGCUCAUUUACACGAGCGGUACUACCGGCCUCCCGAAACCCGCUAUUGUCAGCUGGAGGAAGUGCUGGUCUGGCAGCAUUUUUGUCACUCAUUGGUUGGGGUUGGCUAAGAAUGAUCGUUUCUUCACAUGCAUGCCGCUUUACCACUCAUCCGCCUCUAUCCUGGGGUUCAUAACUUGUUUGAUGAGCGGAUCAACCCUGAUCAUCGGCCGCAAGUUCUCCGCUAGAAACUUCUGGCGAGAAGCGCGAGAGAAUCAAGCAACGAUUGUACAGUACGUGGGUGAAACCCUGCGGUACUUGAUGGCCGUGCCGCCCGAGAUCGAUGCUGUCACUGGAGAGGACUUAGACAAGAAGCAUAAUGUGCGCGCCGUGUUCGGGAACGGCUUGCGACCUGAUAUCUGGGGCCGCUUCAAAGAGCGAUUCAACGUCGCCACGGUUGCUGAGUUUUAUUCGGCAACUGAAGGCACCAGCGGGUCCUGGAAUCUCUCUUCUAACGAUUUCACAGCAGGAGCAAUAGGGCGAAACGGCUUGCUUAGUAGGCUAAUUCUAGGAGGUGGCCUGACCGUUGUUCAGGUUGAUCAUGAAUCGCAGCAACCCUGGCGGGACCCUGAGACAGGGUUCUGUAAGGCGGUGCCACGAGGGGAGCCCGGUGAGCUAUUGUAUGCCAUCAAUGCGGCUGAUCCUGUUGAGAAUUUCCAAGGAUAUUUCAAGAACUCCAAGGCCACCGAAAGCAAGAUUGUUCGUGAUGUGUUGCGAAAGGGCGAUGCAUACUUCCGCACUGGCGAUAUGGUGCGGUGGGACACUGAAGGCAGAUGGUACUUCAACGACAGGCUGGGCGAUACCUUCCGGUGGAAGAGUGAAAAUGUGUCCACAAGUGAAGUAGCCGAAGUAUUGGGAGCACACCCAGAUGUGCAUGAAGCUAACGUCUAUGGCGUUGCGCUGCCUAAUCACGACGGACGUGCCGGCUGUGCCGCCAUUAUUCUGCAACAACAGCACCAGGCUACCGACCCAUCGGUGCUUCUUCCCCCCACCCAAGAGACCCUGAGCAGUCUUGCAGCUCACGCCCUAACGAAUCUGCCUCGCUUCGCAGUUCCACUUUUCCUCCGCCUCGCGCCAGAAAUGCAGGGAACAGGAAACAACAAGCAGCAAAAGCAUGUCCUGCGAACCGAAGGCGUAGACCCGUCACUGGUCAGUCCUUCGGACAAGCUGUACUGGCUCCAAGGGGACACCUACGUGCCUUUUGAGCAGAAUGACUGGAGCCGAUUGCAGGGUGGACAGGUGAAGCUGUAA